Molecule: messenger RNA, 2071 nt
Organism: Jatropha curcas
Lineage: Eukaryota; Viridiplantae; Streptophyta; Magnoliopsida; Malpighiales; Euphorbiaceae
Source: RefSeq, a predicted model, not a curated record
AUCUCCGCUGAGAAUACUUUUCCUUCAAGGGCCUACCGAGAUCUGAACAAAAUUAUUCUAAUAAGUAUGGAUAGGAAAGAAAAAGGUAGUUUCCUGGGAAGAGUCUUCAUCGUUGAAAUAUUAUCCAUUAUAAACUUCUCCUCAUCCGGUUAAUUAAACUAUCAAACUCAAGAAGAUUGAAUCCAAGUAUUUUCCCUACAACAUAUUUUCUUAUAAGCAUUGAAAAAUAAAGCAGUUCUUCAACUUUCAUCAUUCUAUUUUUCCUGUAAAAGAUUCAAAUCUCGUGCUCUUAUUAGAAUAUCCAUAUGGGUAGUAUGGAUCAGAAUCAACUACACAUUUUUUUCUUCCCCUUCAUGGCUCAUGGCCACAUGAUACCAACAGUAGAUAUGGCAAAGCUAUUUGCUUUUCGAGGCCAUAAAGCAACAAUAAUCACUACUCCUUCAAAUGAACCUCUCAUCUCCAAAACAAUCCAACGAACAAAAGAUAUGGGUUUUGAUAUCAAUAUUCAAAUCCUCAAAUUUCCUUCAGUGGAAGUUGGAUUACCAGAAGGAUGUGAUAACAUAGAUUUUGUUCUUUCAUUGGUUGAGAAUGGUAUGGAAAUGAUAAUUAAAUUUUGGUUAGCCACAGGUAAGCUUCAAGAACCUCUUGAAAAGCUCCUUCAAGAAUGCAAUCCUAAUUGUCUUGUUGCUGAUAUGUUCUUUCCUUGGACUACUGAUGCUGCUGCAAAAUUUGGAAUUCCGAGAUUAGUGUUUCAUGGCACUAGUUUCUUUUCUUUGUGCGCCGGAGAAUCUAUUAGGCUAUAUCAGCCACACAAGAAAGUUUCCACAGAUUCGGAGUCCUUUGUCAUUCCAGGUCUUCCAGGAGAAAUAAAGAUAACAAGAAAACAACUCCCCAGUUUCGUUAGAGAAGAAGUUCAAAAUGAUUUUACUAAGAUUGUUAAAGAAUCUAAAGAGUCAGAGUUGAAGAGCUUUGGAGUAGUUGUAAACAGUUUCUACGAGCUCGAGCAAGCUUAUGCUGAUCACUACAGGAAUGUUUUGGGCAGAAAGGCAUGGCAUAUAGGCCCAGUCUCGAUAUGCAAUAGAGGAAUGGAAGAUAAAACACAAAGAGGAAAAGAAGCUUCGAUUGAUGAACAUGAGUGUUUGAAAUGGCUAAAUUCCAAGAAACCGAAUUCUGUUAUUUACUUAUGUUUUGGAAGUGUAACUAAUUUCACCGACUCUCAACUUAAGGAAAUUGCAAUAGCUCUGGAAGCUGCUGGACAAAAGUUCAUUUGGGUAGUUCGGAGAAACAAGAAUAGUGAAGAAAAUGAAGAAGAAUGGUUGCCUGAAGGUUUUGAGAAGAAAAUGGAAGGGAAAGGACUUAUCAUAAGAGGGUGGGCACCACAAGUGUUGAUUCUUGAACAUGAAGCAGUUGGAGGAUUUGUGACUCAUUGUGGAUGGAAUUCAACACUUGAGGGUGUGAGUGCAGGGAAGGCAAUGGUAACAUGGCCUGUGGGAGCUGAGCAAUUCUAUAAUGAGAAAUUAAUGACUGAGGUUCUGAGAAUUGGGAUUGGUGUUGGCGCUAAGGAAUGGGUUGGGUUCCAUGGGGAUUAUGUUAAAAGUGAAGCUAUAGAGAAGGCAAUUAGUAGAGUUAUGGAAGGUGAAGAAGCAGAGGAAAUGAGAAGCAGAGCAAGGAGAGUUAUGGAAGGUGAAGAAGCAGAGGAAAUGAGAAGCAGAGCAAGGAGGCUUGGAGAGAUGGCGAGACAAGUUGUUGAAGAAGGUGGAUCUUCUUACUCUGAUUUCAAUGCUUUAGUUCAAGAGUUGAGGUAUUAUGGUCCAUGAAGAAUUAAAGAGAACAAGGGAACAAAAUUAAGAUUAUGCGACUAUUUCAAUUCAGUUCUUCUCUUUCAGUUACAUAUGUGCGUAGGAACGCCAAUAAAUGUUUGUUUUAGCUCACUGUAUGGCUAGAUUAGUUGCUUUUAUUGAAGAAAUGUUUGUUUUAGCGCUUUGAUUUACAACUGUUAAUUAUUCUGUAUUUAAUUAUUUAAAAGUAUUUAACCCGAAUAGGGUAGCUCAGUUUCAAAGAGCAUUUGCGA